UGGAUUUUACUAAUCCCGAUGCAGUCACGUGGUACCAAGGUGAGUUGCAGCAUGCUAUGGAUCUUGGUUUCCGUGGGUGGAUGUACGAUUUCGGGGAGUACACUCCACCUGAUUCAGUGUCAGCUGACGGUUCGUCGGGGUUGGAGGUGCACAAUCGGUACCCAUUGCUAUACCAGAAAGCCUGCUUUGAUCACCUAGUGAAGACCAAGGAUAAUCCGAACUCUCCUUAUGCUCCAGAUUAUCUGUUUUACGUGAGGUCUGGUUACCUGGGGACACAGGCGGUCACGUGGGCCCAUUGGACUGGUGAUCCCUCAUCUGAUUGGUCUGAGACCAGUGGACUUCCAGCUCAGCUGACCGCCAUGUUGAAUGUAGGCAUUUCCGGUAUCCCAUUCUCUGGAUCUGACAUAGGAGGGUUUGAAUGGUACACCUCGCCGCCACCAGAUGAGGAACUGUGGGUGAGAUGGACACAGCUGGGUGCUUUUAGUGGUUACAUGCAUGAACAAGGCGGUGGCAAAGGCUUUGGGAGAAAACCUCACAUUUUUGACUCAAUCAACGGAACAAGAUUGUGGCGGAAGUUUGCAAAACUUAGAACUCAGCUCUUCCCUUACAUAUACACACAAGCCCACACAGCAAAUCAAGUAGGGCUCCCUAUCAUGAGACACCAUAUUCUGGAUUUUGACGAUGAUAAUCAAGCCAUAUCAAAGCAGUAUCAGUACAUGUUUGGUGACAAGUUAUUGGUCGCUCCUGUUUAUAAGUCGGGAGUGUCGGAAAGAGAGGUUUAUCUGCCUAACAACUCCUCGUGGAUUGACAUCAGCAGCCACUUACUGUAUGAUGAGGAAGAUGGGCGGUUCAGAAUUGGACAUUCCGAUAUACAGCUAGGUGGAAAGUCGUUAAUUGUUGCGGCUUCAUUGGAGACGUGUCCAUUCUUCGUGAGAGCCGGUUCUAUUAUUCCUCUGUUGGAUCCGUCUGUUCUAGUUCUCCGAGAGGCGUCCCACCCUAACGUCACCAGUCUGUACAAUAAGACAACGUUACAUUUGUGGGUAUUCCCUGAUGUUUUCAAGAACGCUGACGGCUCUGACUGGCAGAAUAAUUCAUUUGCAUUCAGAAACUCAUCAGUUCAAAGCAACCUAUUCACCUACGGAAUGAAUUUACGGUCAACGCAAUACACGUGGAUUGUUUCACAGAUUUUACUUUCUGAGAGACCUCAUGAUCUUUUGAUAGAAGGGGGCGUUGUGAAAUCAGUUUUGUCAUGGACACAGGUUAUUCCAUCUGGCGCGGAUCCCAUAGGGGUGUGGAGUUAUGAUCAACAACAACGGGUAUUAUGGAUCGGCAGUGCAAAUACCGUUUCUAAUAUCACAAUUGCUGUUCCUUAUAUUUCUUUGUAACGUGGUCUACAUCUAUCGACUCCAAUUAAGAAGUGGCGCAAUAUAUUGAAACACAAAUUAUUCGAUUUGUUUUAUGUAAUAAAAUUUAAAUAUGGUUUUUUUUUAUGCGUGCGAGUAUUAUCACUGCAUGUGUAUAUCUUAGAAAAAGAAUAAAACAACUUUAAUUAAGAAAA
Messenger RNA from Ostrea edulis (European flat oyster), 1558 nucleotides. RefSeq lists its product as uncharacterized. The transcript has 12 exons. Gene Ontology annotation, biological process: carbohydrate metabolic process. NCBI's taxonomy places the organism in Eukaryota, Metazoa, Mollusca, Bivalvia, Ostreida, Ostreidae. Gene Ontology annotation, molecular function: hydrolase activity, hydrolyzing O-glycosyl compounds. Bases 57 to 1385 code for a protein of 442 amino acids. The record is from RefSeq and is a predicted model, not a curated record.